CAAAUUGGGUUCUUGAAUUAGUUCUAAAAUUACUUUGGGUUUCCCCAUUUUGUGUCAGUUUAUCAGCUCCUAGUGUUAUUAGUUACAUAUCUUUAUUCUAUGCUGAUUGUUGUGGAAAUAUCUGCUAGCCUAGUUGCAUUGGAUGUACAUUUUGUGUUAGUUUCCUUUUUGUUGGGUAUGCGAACCAAAGUCCCGAAGGGAUUGAGAAGCCACGUAUAAGGUGUAGGAUCUAUUAAUGAUUGUGAGGCCUGUAAAAUAUUAGACAUACAAAGAAGUAAUUGCGAGUACUACAUAUACAUAAAAAUAACCAUCUUGCGUUGCGUCCUCCUGGCUCUGCCAUUGGCGUAUGGUUUUGGUAAAUCAGCUAAACGACAUGGAAGAGAAGAGUGAGAUCGCGAAAGAUGUCACGGAACUUAUUGGGAACACCCCUAUGGUAUAUCUCAACAGAAUCGGCGAAGGUUGUGGUGCCCAAAUUGCAGCCAAAUUGGAGACAGUGCAACCGUGCUCAAGUAUCAAAGAUAGGGUUGCAUGGAGUAUGAUCAAAGAUGCAGAAGAGAGGGGCCUGAUUACGCCUGGAAAGACGGUCCUCAUUGAGAUAUCCAGUGGAAAUACCGGCAUUGGUCUUGCAUUUAUUGCAGCAGCUCGUGGCUAUAAACUCGUGAUAGUGAUGUCAGCAUCAUAUAGUCUUGAGAGGAGGACUGUUCUUAAAGCUUUAGGGUCUGAGUUAUACAUCACAGAUCCAGCCAAAGGUAUGGAUGGCGUGCUUCAGAAGGCCCAAGAGAUAAUAGAUAGGACACCGAACUGUCAUUUUCUUCGUCAGGCUGUGAACCCUGCCAACCCAAAGAUCCAUUAUGAAGCAACUGGACCUGAAAUAUGGAACUGUACUGGAGGUAAAGUUGAUAUUUUUAUAGCUGGGAUUGGGACUGGAGGCACAGUGACAGGAAUUGGACGGUUUCUCAAGGAGAAGAAUCCAGAAAUAAAGGUAUAUGGUAUAGAACCAGCUGAAAAUGCAUUUCUAAAUGGAGGACAACUAGGGCCGCAUAAAAUCCAGGGAAUUGGUCCUGGAUUUAUCCCACCAGUUCUCGAUCUCAGCAUCCUGGAUGAAGUUCUAGAAGUAUCUAGUGAUGAAGCUAUUGAAAUGGCAAAGCUUCUUGCAUUGAAAGAAGGCCUGUUGGUAGGAAUAUCAUCAGGUGCUGCAGCUGCUGCUGCAGUAAAAGUAGCAAAAAGGCCAGAAAAUGCUGGGAAACUUAUUGUGAUAAUCUUUGCUAGUUCUGGGGAGCGUUAUCUUUCCACCGUGCUGUUUGAUUCCAUUCGAGAAGAGGUCGAAAAUAUGACUUUCGAGUAACUUUAUGCCUCUUUGGACCAAGAAAUAAGGUAUUCAAGGAAGUUAUGUGUUGUAACUUGAGCUAAAACAACUAACUGUAAGCUCCUAAAUUGGUGAACUAUUGUUAAAGAAAACAAAUAUUCUUACCAUUUGAAUAAUGUAAAGAAAACUAUUUGUUUGCCUACA
Messenger RNA from Capsicum annuum, 1510 nucleotides. RefSeq names its product cysteine synthase. NCBI's taxonomy places the organism in Eukaryota, Viridiplantae, Streptophyta, Magnoliopsida, Solanales, Solanaceae. Gene Ontology annotation, cellular component: cytoplasm. Gene Ontology annotation, molecular function: cysteine synthase activity. Bases 347 to 1345 code for a protein of 332 amino acids. The record is from RefSeq and is a predicted model, not a curated record. The transcript has 11 exons.